UUUGGUUUUGAUUGGCAUUGACAACAUCCAAUCACUUUACGAGUGUGAGACGCGCUUCCUGUUUGUACUUGCACAGCAGAUACACAUGGUAGACAGCACAUUUUAGCAUGUAAAGGGCGAGCAUGCAAAACGAUCAAAGCAACAGCAGUCAUAUUCUUGUGAAAUCAACUGUUCAGCACAAUGGUUUGGUUAAGCAGAUGUUGCUGCCGGAAGUAUGGUAACUUUGUGGAUCACCUGCGGGUGUUUGUGAAAGGAGGUUCAGGGGGAAUGGGGUUGCCUCGUCUGGGGGGCCAGGGCGGAGAAGGGGGAGACGUGUGGGUGGUCGCCUCUAAAGACCUCAGCCUCAAGAGAAUCAAGGACCGGUACCCCGAGAAGCGCUUUGUGGCUGAAGUGGGAGACAACAGCGUUGUCCGGGCACUGAAAGGAAAGAAAGGAUCGGACCGUGAGAUCCUCGCGCCUCCAGGAAUCACAGUCACCAAUGACAACGGCAAAGUCCUAGGUGUACUGAAUGUGGUGGGGGAUAAGGUGCGUGUAGCCAGAGGAGGCCAAGGCGGCUCCUUCCACUCCAGCUUCCACCCCAGCAAGGGCCAGGUGCGCCACGUCAGGCUGGACCUGAAACUCAUCGCCGACAUGGGGCUGGUCGGGUUCCCUAAUGCGGGGAAGUCAACUCUGCUGUCAGCCAUUUCACACGCAACGCCAGAGAUCGCCAGCUAUCCCUUCACAACAUUAAAACCAGAGAUCGGCAAGGUGAUGUACGACGACCAUAAACAGGUGUCGGUGGCGGACCUCCCUGGGUUGAUUGAGGGGGCUCACAUGAACAGGGGUAUGGGCCACAAGUUCCUCAAACACGUAGAGAGAACCAAGCAGCUGCUGUUGGUGGUGGACGUGUGUGGUUUCCAGCUGGCCAGUAAAACCCCCUUCCGUUCGGCCUUCCAGGCAGUGCAGCUCCUGGCGAAAGAGCUGGAGCUGUAUAAAGAGGAGCUGCUCAGCAAGCCGGCCAUUCUGGUGGUCAAUAAGAUGGACCUGCCUGAGGCUGGAGAGAAACUCGAUGAACUCAUGCAUCAACUGGACAACCAAGAGGACUUCCGUCACCUUAUCCCCGAGGACAUGGUCCCCAGUCAUUUCCCGACCUUCAGCCACACGGUUCCCGUCUCCGCCUCCUCCGGCCUGGGCGUCGCCCACCUCCAGCAGCUCAUCCGCCAGUCGCUGGAGGAGCAGGAUGCCAAGGCCACCGAGCGCCAACGUCACGACAAGCUCCGCGAGCUGAGGAAGGCUGUGCCGCUGGCCCCCGGCCCUGCCAGCCCUAAGUGGGGUCUGCCUUACCAGGCCUGAGUCACAGACAAGCCCUUGUUGUUUGAGGCCGUCUGGAGGCCGACUGAAAUCAGUCAGUCAUUGACUGAUUAUGACACACAUCUGCCUGCCUGUGCCCUAAUCAGUCCCGUCAGGGUGUGUGGAGGGGGAAUGUCUGAUGCGAGAGUACUUGUCCUGCUGUGAGAAGCUUCUAGAACGUGUGUUGUUGCCCUUCAGAAGCAAACGUAGGAGAAGAUCAGCCAUGUUCAAUCAGUGUUGAGGUGAGCUGUAAUGUGCAGCUGGAAUAUACUGGUUGAAGUGUGUGUGUUUGUGUGUGUGUGUGUGUGUGUGUCUGUGUGUGUGUGUGUGUGUGUGUGUGUGUGUGUGUGUGUGUGUGUGUGUGUGUGUGUGUGUGUGUGUGUGUAUGAACUGGCGGAAGUCUGUCUUGUGUUUGGUGAUGCGUACAUUUGCUCACUAAACCAGUAAUAUUUUUUUCCGGUCCGCUUCAUAUUCUUCUCUGUUGUUAUGUAAUACCUCCGGCCUAUGUGCUACGUGUAUGUUAACCACAUACAUUCAUUUCCACAUUUCUACUGGUGUGUACAGAAACGUUGUAUAUCUAAGAAAAGUAAAAUGUUUUUGGAGCAUAGAUUUGAACCAUGUUGUAUUUUUUCAAAGUCUGUUCUUUGGUUGCGGCAGUAGGUGUAGAAAAAGAACAGAGAGCCCCCUGUAGUAUGUAUCCUGUCAAACAUAAUUCAAACACCAGACACUCACUCCUCGAAAUCAGGAAUCGUUGUCUGCUGACACCAUGACGACGAGGUCCACACCCUCAGCUGUGGUUUAUUAGUGCGUUUUGGUUUAGUUUGAAGGUCUUUUUCCUGUAAGAUUUCCACAAACGUUUAUAUGGGUCAUUCCACACUAAAUCACCUCGAGUUCAUGUCAUGGAUUUUCAUGAAAAAAAAAAAGUCAGUUAAAUUCGUCUAGUGCAGCAAAACUGCCAGAAGAAUUGCAGUGCACUGUCCACCCAAUAGUUUUUGUUUUAAAAUGUUUGAAGUUGAUGCCCAAGCCAAAACAAGUAAUUUCUGCUGGUAUUAAUCCACAUAUGUUUAACUUAACCAAUGCCUCAAAUCAUCAUGGAUUUACCUGAAAUGUUUCCUGGAUGUACAGACCAUUCUCCAGAUAAGGUCCACUGAAUUUCAACAUGAUCUGUGUUCCUGAAUUCAUAUGGGUAUUAAAUAAAUCAGGUGUAUUUCAUGAAUCAGUAUGCAAACAUCAAUGUCUACAAAUGAAUAUCUUGGGUAUUAUUUCUUUUCCUGAUUUUGAUAUGUGGUACAUAGGUCCAUCAAUCCUAUGAGUUCCUUCAAUACAAAUCAGAAGCUCCACAGUGAGAUCAAAAUGCACUCAAAGUGGAAAAAAAACAUUACACUAUAUUUUCUCAAAGGGGAUUAACUAUUUGCUUUGAAGUACCAGUAACCAUGACAUGACAUGAACUCUAGGGGAUUUGGUGUGGAAUGUCCCACAUUUGAAUAAAAGGUAUCCCUGUUGAGUUCAGAUGCCCUGUCAGGCACUGUAGCCCUGCACAGUGGAGUGUUUCUGUGGGAAUUGGUGCCCAUCCAUUCUGUAGAGCAUUUAUGAGGCCAGGCACUGAUGUUGGAUACAUGCUCUACAGAAUGAAUGGGCACCCAUUCCCAAAGAAACACCACAAUCUUGCGGAAAGCCUUCCAAGAAGAGUGGACACUUUUAUAACUGCAAAAGGGGGACCAACUCCAGAUUAAAGUAUAUGUAUUUGACUACAAUGUCAUUAUAGUCCCUGUUGGUGUAAUGGUCAGGCAUUCGAAUACUUCUGUCCAUAUAGUGUAUAUCUGUAUGUCGUUUCAGUCAUAUGUUACUUGGUGAGAUACUUUUCAAACAAUGUUUUACUCCAGGUGUUAUUAAUUUAGCACAAGGACCUUAAAAAUGCUCUUUUUGAAUAUGUACAAAAGACCAAACAAGAUACAGGACAUACUUGCAAUGUUCUGCCCCUAAAGUUCAUCUGGUACUAAAAAAAUGUUUGUUGUUGUUGUUGUGCUGUGUUUGUUUGUUUCAACAGAGAGGUUAUAGGUUAGAUGUGUGGAAAGUCCCUAUGAGACAUUUGCAGAAGUGUCUGAGGUAGUGCUUGCACGUGCGUGUUUAUGGUUAAGCGUUGCAACAGUUGGCACCACUCGUAUGCCUCUCAGAGUAACCUGUUUUCGUGAGUUCUCAUGUGAAACAAACGCUGCCCUGAGCUCUUUCAUAAGACUGAAGUGAGGCAAGGGCUUCACCUCUCAAACUCAACAGGCAAAACACCCUUGUGUUUUUUUUUUUUUUGGUCUUGCCUCACUCACUCAUUUUUUUUCUUGUUUUCUUACUUAAACCUCUUAUGAUCUCUUCACGCCAUUCCUGUAGCAAAGCACAAUUUGGAGGUUAUAAUCCUUAACUACUUCUGAAUGAUUUGAUAUGUUAUUUUUCUGUUAGUGAGGUUUGAGUCAACAAGACACAACAGACCUCUGUAGUCCCUCUCGGCCGAGGCAGCCUGGUCCCAUGGGAGACAGCGAGAUACGAGGGGAGAGUCCCUGCAGUCUUUUCAUGUCCAACGUUGAGUUUCACUCGUCUUGGUUUUGUUUAUUGAGAUUGAGAACAUUUAAUUAUUCCAUUUUGGUGGACUUUGUAGCUAGCCGAUUAAUUCCUCUCUAAAGUAGGCUACUGAGCUGAAAUCACCCAAAUAAUGACAACAAUAGCAUUUCCCCUUUGUUGUUGACAGAUUUAGUGAAGAAACCAGUAGUAUUGUUGCUUUUAUAAGUUAAUCCAUAUAUUAUAUAUAUAAUGAAUUAGUUUAUUCAGCAAUAUGAGUAACUAAAGAACAACAUGAGUAUAAUGUGAACUGAACAGAGACCAUAUUUACUCAGAGGGAAAAGAAAGCUUUUAAAGUCUUUAAACAGCUGAUAUAAAUAAUAAUAAUAAUAAUACAACUAGCCCUCUUUAUCAUAAGGCAAUGUGAUGUUCAUUCAUCAACCUCAUAAACAAAAAUCUGAAAAAGAUCUUACCAGAGAUAAUGUUGGAAUUUCACUGUUAGGGUCAUUAAGUAUUUUAUAUAUAUUAUAUAUAUUUCAUGAGCCAUAGUUCAAAAAGUACUUUUAGUUUUUAUUAGGAGUUUAAUGUUAAUACCAGGGAGAAAAUGUGUAGAAUCGACUCUACUAUAGUAGACUUGAAGAGACAAAUGUGAAAAAGUUCAUGUAACCAACAUAAUUCACUUUUCUUGUAAGAUGAAAACGUUGCGGUCACGCAGAGAUUUAUUUGGAGGAUAAAAUCUUGCUUGUCAUAGCAUUAGCAGAAGCAUAACUGCAACACAUACGCCAUUUCAAAUCACCACAAUAAAUCAUGUUUGUGGAAACUUAAUCUUGGAAUGGAAACUGCUAAAUGACUAAAUGUAUAUCAACGCACAAAUCAAUUGAAUUUCUCAGAAACUAUACAGGGCACAUUCACACAUGCAAGCCUUAAAACAGGUUAAUGGUGGGGAGAGGUUUCAUUCCACCUCAUAGAUACUCAUUUCAUUUCAUGAUUUCUAACUGUCUAAAUUCAUCUCAUCUGAAGACUAUACGUAAUUGUACACUUCCAAGCAGGGCACGUCUAUUGGCAAUGGUCCCAUUAUAUAUUCUCACCACACUUUUCACCUUAUGAGAGAGAUGGGUGGACGUUGUGCAAUGCAGGUUUUGUUGCAGUAACAGAAAUGUCGUGGCGUAACUUCAGGAGGAAGGAAGGAGAGGGCCUGAUUGUUUUAGCCAACAGGCGAGUUUGACGCAACAGUCGGGUACGCAGCAAGAACAUUUAACAGAGAGGGCAGAAGCAUUCAUAGUGGUCACUUGCUCAGGUUGGAUGUCCUGAAUAGUAUUCAGCAUGGUUUGCAGCAUUUUAUAGUGUCGUGGACUACAUUGCUUUUUCAUAGUUUUCACUCGGGGGAAUUCUUUUUUUUACUUUUUAAAAGUUUGCUUAAUUUGUUUUUCCACUGUUGAGGAAGUACUAAGAGGGAGGUUUCAUUGUUUUUUUUCUGAUGGACUUUUUUCGUCAGCUUGUUUUCAGUAUAGAUUGACGAAUUUUGGCAGAGAAGAUGGACUGUGGCUGGACUCUGGCUCUGGCUCUCCUGCUGAUGGUGGAAGGUCACCGAGAUGAUCUGUGUCCACGGAGAGAUCCACCUCCAGGGGUAAUGGUGUUGACCCCGGGCAGUGAAGUCCUCCUUCAUUGCCAUGGCGAUGUCAUUGUUGACAGAGUGCUUAAGGUCCAGGGAAAUACAGAGAGACCCUUUAUUAGGGCUUACCAGCAAGACGCAGGGACCACAUCAGAUGAAGGAUACCUUGGAAAAACAGCAGAGACCUCUACUGCAACAUACAAAAUGGAGACAGGAAGAUCCUUGACCGAAGCAACAGAUGACACCUCUCGUGGGAAAUACCAGAAAGAGACAGGGGUGACCUCCAGUGACAGAUCCCAUGAAAAAGAUAGAGAAACCAAACCUGGAACUUACCAAAGAGAGACUAGGAGAACAGCCACUGAAGGAUUCCACAGAGAGAGAGGAGGAACCUCUUCAGAAGGAUAUGAUGAAAGUACAGGAGGAACCCUACAAGGGGCACACGAAAGA
Messenger RNA from Clupea harengus (Atlantic herring), 5935 nucleotides. It is a transcript of the gene gtpbp10, whose product is annotated as GTP binding protein 10. The record is from RefSeq and is a predicted model, not a curated record. Gene Ontology annotation, cellular component: mitochondrion. NCBI's taxonomy places the organism in Eukaryota, Metazoa, Chordata, Actinopteri, Clupeiformes, Clupeidae. Gene Ontology annotation, molecular function: magnesium ion binding; GTPase activity; GTP binding.